This is a messenger RNA of Fundulus heteroclitus (mummichog), 1664 nucleotides long. RefSeq names its product RAD9-HUS1-RAD1 interacting nuclear orphan 1 (gene rhno1). Gene Ontology annotation, biological process: DNA damage checkpoint signaling; cellular response to ionizing radiation; recombinational repair. Lineage: Eukaryota; Metazoa; Chordata; Actinopteri; Cyprinodontiformes; Fundulidae. The coding region runs from base 210 to 1085 and encodes 291 amino acids. The record is from RefSeq and is a predicted model, not a curated record. Gene Ontology annotation, cellular component: nucleus; chromosome. The transcript has 3 exons.
GCCUCUUUCCGUCACUGCGGUCACGUGGUGAAGACAGACCAAUAAGAAGCGAUGGCAAACUGUCACUAGGUGGCAGUAAUGAGCCCGCAGGUCGGUAGGCUAGUCGAACCAGAGGAAGAAAACGAGGAAAACCGGGAAAUACAACAGUACCCCAACAAGACAACAAGAGAGUAGGACACUUAAAUUAUGUUCAGGAAUGACUUUUAUUAAUGCCCCGCAAAGCCACAAAGGCGGAUAAGCCGGCGCUGCAAUUCGUCGAGCGGCCUGCGGGUGGAGCCAGACUUCGAAAUGUGCCUGAAGUGCGAGCUGCUGUCAAUCCCAAGGAUUUUUUCUCAGAGACACAAACGCAUAACAGCUCAGAUCUCAACGCAUGGGUAAACCCACAGUUUGACUGCUCAGCUGCUGCUGCACCUCCAAAAAGACGAGGGAGGAGAAGAUGCCAGACUGCCACAAGCCUAGUUGACCGAUGUAGUCAGUUGUCCAGAAAAAACAGCACCUGCAAGUAUCCCUCAUUGUCAUUCCACAUUGGGUUAAAGAACAAUUCUCAACAACAAUCAAGGAGCACAAGCACAACAAAGGGUGCAGGAUCAAAAGUCAAAAAUCAAGCUCGGGAAUCCGUCUGCCGCAGCAAAAGGACUGUAUCGAUUGGGGGUUACUCAGACGCUCCAAAAAGGCAGCUGGCCAAAGUUAGAGAAGGGAACGGUGGAACACUUUCUGAGGGCGCUGCCUCCGACAUCACACGCCUCGAUCAACCUGGAGCUCAGCCUAAAGAAGCCACCAUUAGAUGCAAUGUUCCAGCAGAGGGAGCCUCGACACCUGCCUCCACCAAGUUGAUAACCACAGAGGUGAACAGCGUUUGCUUACCACCCGACGUGGACACUCCAAAAAUGAACUGCUUCUCCCCUCCCCCUGAACUUUUACUGUUCAAUCAGCCACCAUGUAGCAGCCCCCCUGACACCUUGGUUGCUGAUACGCCGGAGAGGGAUUAUGGGGUGAAGGUGACGUGGAGGAGAAGAAAGGGUUUGAUGAUGAUACUGAAAGAAAGAGGUCACCUUUCUGAGUCCGAUACACUAAGUCAUUGCUGAAUUUUCAAAAAAUGAAUUUUUGUUACCCAAUAAAUUAUUCUUUGUUGUGACUCUAAAGCUGUUUACAAUGGACUCUGUGAUCUUUAGAAGUUCUCUUAGAUGUAUUGUAUAGAUUACUGGUGUUUAUCACUGUAGUAAAUCAAGAUUAAACAUACUGUAUUUUAACUGCUGCAAUACUCAAAUUGCACUGCACUGGUAAACCUUGUUGAAGGCAUAUAAUUCUAAUUUUGAAUGUUCUUGUCAGAUUUACCAAUAGUAUGCCCACUAUGUCUACAGUGCCUUGCAAACGUUUUCAGACUCUUUGGCUUUUUACUUUUGAUUUCAGUGUUUUAAAUGCUUCAAUUGAAAUGUUUUUAAAGUGAAAUGAGAAAAAUCGAAACUGUUAGAGCUGCAAAUGUCACAUGAACUUUUGAAAAAGACAGCUUGCAUCUUUUGAUAAAUAUCUACUGUGGGAAACUUGUUGGCAUUUUAAAGAACCUUUGUCAUUUUUAUGUCAUUAAAAGAAUAAUUAGGUUUUAAAAUAAUAAAAGGAAAACGAGGAUGGACACUUUUUCUAAUGGGAUGUUGAUAUUUGUGGAA